Messenger RNA from Anopheles bellator, 1937 nucleotides. RefSeq names its product NAD kinase 2, mitochondrial (gene Nadk2). Gene Ontology annotation, biological process: NAD+ metabolic process. Gene Ontology annotation, cellular component: mitochondrion. The coding region runs from base 449 to 1693 and encodes 414 amino acids. Gene Ontology annotation, molecular function: NAD+ kinase activity. NCBI's taxonomy places the organism in Eukaryota, Metazoa, Arthropoda, Insecta, Diptera, Culicidae. The record is from RefSeq and is a predicted model, not a curated record. The transcript is spliced from 4 exons.
CGAUAACCCGAUUCGGAGCGUGAGUGAAAUAGCGAUCGCGGCCGAGUCUUAUCGCGCGUCGGGGCGCCGUAGGAGCUGCGAGAGUCAUACAAGUCGUCUGGACGAAUAUCCUUAUCAGUGGCGAAAGACGCGUGCAAGAAAACGGUCACCGUUGCGUGAAGAUCCCAUGCGCGUGCUGUAUCCGGGGGGAGAGUGGUCCAAUUUUAUUAAUUUUAUCUUCGUCCUCACCAUACCAGAAAUGUAAACUACUCGAUCGUAAACGGUUUGCGAAAGUGAUACGAAUCCAACGGUGUGCUCGAGUCGGUGCUGUAGCUUGUAAUCAGUGGAAAGUUCUAGGAAAUAGCAUUGUGCUCCUUGUUCUUUGUUCUGUUUGAAGGGCUUGGUGAAGAAAAAAAGCAAAGCAGGCGCCAACGUUGACCGGUGUCGGUGCCCGAAGAGAGUCAACCAAAUGUUACAUUUAAAACAGCUUUUCCGGAAUGCAUCAGGAUUCAGACAAGUUUCCCAGCUGAAGCUCGGCAAAAUUCGCCAUUUCGGCACCACCGAUCCCACCGAGAAGCUGCGGCGAGUGGUGAUUGUGACGAAACUGACGCGUCUGGAGUUUGAAAAAAUACGCGAUCCGGAACGGCUCAGCGACGAGCGGUUGGAACAAAAGAUUCGCGAUCGCGGAACGGACUAUGAGGCACUCAAGUACUACCACCACCUGCACAAGGACGUCGAAGAAAAAGUGGUCCGUUCGUUUCGGCACCAGGGUAUCGAGGUGAAAGUGGUGAAUCGUCUCACGAUCGGCAGGGAAGUGCUCCGGUGGGCGGAUCUGAUCGUUCCGAUCGGUGGCGAUGGAACGUUUCUGCUGGCGGCUGGUCGGGCAAGCCCUUUCUUUCUGGCGAACGGCAAGAAAACGCCCGUCGUGGGGUUCAACUCUGAUCCGCGUCGAUCAGAGGGUCGACUGAUGCUACCGAAGCAUUUUUCAACCGAGAUAGACGAAGCGGUGCGCAGGAUAAUUGCGAACGAGUUUCGCUGGAUACAGCGCUCGCGUAUACGCACGACGCUCAUAGGACCGGCCGCCAACGAACGACCCUCACCGAUGGACCUGCACGAGUACCACUCGCAACCAAUCGAGAACAACGACGAGAUGCCACCGGCAGACAACGGAGCAAGCCGAAUCCUGCCCUAUCUUGCGCUGAACGAGGUUUUUAUUGGGGAAAUGGUGUCGGCUCGUGUCUCCCAUCUCCAGCUGUGCAUCGACAACUCGGAGACGGUGACAAAAACGAAAAGCUCCGGCCUGUGCGUUAGCACCGGAACCGGUUCAACGUCGUGGUUAACGAGCAUGAAUCGGCUGUCGAAGAACAAUGUGCAAGAUCUGCUGGACAUUGUGCGAAAACGAACGGCACCGGGUGCGCUAGACGCCAUCGAUGCCAGCACCGUGUCGGAGGAGUACAACGACAAUCUGGUCUUUCCACCACACGAUCCGCGACUGUGUUACUCGAUCCGGGAGCAGAUCUGCGUCGGUGUUUGGCCCAACCCGAAGGGUCUGGAGUCGAGAGGAUUUGCCAAGCAAAUCUUCGUCAAGUCCCGCUGCAUCGAUGCAAGUUUGGUGAUAGAUGGCAGUAUUGCUUACAAUUUCAACGAUGGUGCCCGUGCCCUGCUCGAGGUGUACCCGGAAGAUGCCCUACUGACCAUCGAUAUGGAUGACUGAAAGCGGAGGCUUGUAAGACAAGCUCCAAGAUUUCGAGCCCUUUCCCAGACACAACGGAGUACCGGGAAAAGUUAUAGCUAAAAGAGAAGGUUUCCAUAUAUUUUGUAUAAUUUAUUACGGUAUGCGCAUUGCUGCCGCUGCUGCUGUUACGAUGCGCUUGCUGCACGGUGCAUUUAUUUAUCAAUCCACACGUUCCCUCCCCUUGUACAUUACUGUCUAAGUAGAAUGUUAAAUAAAUUUUACA